AUGGCAUUUGAAGCACUGGGAUUACCUAGUUUAGUUGAGGAAAAAGAUGGGUUUAUAGGAAACUUCAGUAUUGAUUCCAGGCAUGCUAUUGAUAAUGCUACAGACUAUUUAAAAAGUGAAGAACAGCCCAUAGGCUGUGAUGUGGCUAUGGGCGCUCUUGACUUGUCCGAUAGACAGUUGAACUAUGACUCUGAUUUCGGUGACGUUUUGGGCAUACCGUGUCUUGAUUCUGUGAUAUCCAUUGAAUCUUUUGACAUUACUAAAGACGCAUAUCUGAAGGCAGAACCUUUUGAAUCCACUGAUCUUUUCUUGGAAAACAUCGAAGAUUUGUUUCAUGACAAGAGUAUUGAUAUUGGCGACAAUUCUUUAAUGGAAGUGGAUUUCUCUUUGAGUGCCCAAGAUAUUCGUCCUAUCAAUACCAUGUCACAAGUCUCCAAUUGUCUUAAAGCCAACUCAAUAUCUGAUUCAAGGGAACGUCUAAACCAAGAUGACUUGAGUCGCAGAGGUAGUAAAUUUCAAGAUGCUGUGAAAGAAUAUCAAUGUCAUCUUUGCCAACGCUCAUAUGUUGCUUUCCAAGAGUUCGAAUUGCACUGUCAGAGUCAUUAUGAAAACAAUAAUAACACAAGAUCAGACAGACAAAAAGAAAAAACUUGUAAUAUUUUUGAAAUAUUUGAUGAAAUCAAAAUUGGUUCUGAAAGAAAACAACAUUCAGCAUCUAAAAACUUAUUUUUAAAACACAAUAACAGUCAAUCUGUGGAAUACAUAGAAAACGAACUAUCAGAAGACAGUAACAACAUAUCUUUUAAAAAACAAAACAACCCAUCUUUAGAAGACAACUUAUUAUUAGAAUACAGAGACAACAUCUAUUUAGAAAACGAUCAAAUUUCAGAAGAAAACAACCAAUCUAUACAAUGUAACAGUCAGUCUCCAGACAACAAUAGCUCAUCUACAGGAAACAACAUCCCCAGUCCAUCUUCUGUAAUUUACCAUAAAGCCAAUCAAACAUAUUGUCAUUCUGUGGUAGAAGAGAACACUUCGCCAAUUCAUAUCAAUCACAAGAAAACAACCGCGAAAAUACCGGUUCAGUAUACAAAUAAAAGACUUAAAACCACACAACACAAUGACGUUAAUAAUGUGGUUCAAAAUUGUGUUGUCGAUAUUGCUGUCAUUGUGACCACACAGAGACGUGAUGAUAAUGUUGACCAAAUUAAGCAGACAAAGCAAAGAAGGGAUAAUGUUGAAUCACCAAGAUCAACUACCAAAGAGACUAACGUUCGUGGAAAGAAAAGAUAUCAAUCAUCACAUGACAAUCAUAUUACUCCAAAGCUGUCUGAUAUACAGAUCCACUUCUGUCAGAAAUGUGGCAAAUCUUACAAUAGACUGGACAGUUUACAAACUCAUCUUAAGGAUCACGAUAUGAGGGUCCAGAAAGCGCAACACAAGCAUCUUAAAACAUUUACAAAUGAACUAAGUUUGAAUCAACAUAAUGCGAUUCAUUCAGUAUCAAAGCCUUACAAAUGUGAUGUAUGUUGCAUUUUUUUUUCGAAGAAAGAAAAAUUUAGAGCGGCAUUGUGCUAA
This is a messenger RNA of Lottia gigantea (owl limpet), 1578 nucleotides long. RefSeq lists its product as hypothetical. The transcript is spliced from 2 exons. Bases 1 to 1578 code for a protein of 525 amino acids. Lineage: Eukaryota; Metazoa; Mollusca; Gastropoda; Lottiidae. The record is from RefSeq and is a predicted model, not a curated record. Gene Ontology annotation, cellular component: nucleus.